Ascochyta rabiei is the source of this 1938-nucleotide messenger RNA. RefSeq lists its product as uncharacterized. The record is from RefSeq and is a predicted model, not a curated record. The coding region runs from base 1 to 1938 and encodes 645 amino acids. Gene Ontology annotation, biological process: regulation of DNA-templated transcription. The transcript is spliced from 3 exons. Gene Ontology annotation, molecular function: zinc ion binding; acetyltransferase activity; DNA-binding transcription factor activity, RNA polymerase II-specific. Lineage: Eukaryota; Fungi; Ascomycota; Dothideomycetes; Pleosporales; Didymellaceae.
AUGUCUGCUGUGCUGCACAUGCCAGUCAUCAACACGGCUCCAUUCAUGCUAAAAGAGAAGCUCGGGGAGCCCUUUACGCCUGCCUUUACUGCAGUCAAUGGAAGACCAACCUCAUCCUCGCCACACGUACCGACUGGACCACACGGCAUGACAGCUUGGGGUUCUGUACCACGGGACCCUAGCUCUCGUCCCGCUAGCCACUCCAUUUCUCCCACCAUGACCAACGGAGACAAAUCUCCGGACAGUCCCUGCAAGAGAAAGCGAUCGCCUUCCACCGAAGAUCAGCGGCCACGAGCAUCUUCGCGGGAGUGGCCUACACCUGCCGGGCCUUCUCCAACAGUAUCUUACCCAGAGCAAAGACCAAGCCUGGAGCCACACCAGCGAACACUGCCUCCAAUAGAUCGUCUUCAGCCCGGGCGGCGCUGGACUGCCGACCCCAGUGAUUAUCAGGACCGCCAUCAUCUUGACCCUCGUCCUUUGGACCCUUCACACCAUAUACCACCAUCGCACAUGAGCGAUCCUAACGAAUAUGACGAAGUGGUUACAGACCAGACAAGAGCUGAUCAGCACGCUGACCAGAAGAAGGCUGGAAGGAAACGACAGUUUGCGAACCGCACAAAAACAGGUUGUGGCACUUGUCGAAGGCGCAAGAAGAAGUGUGACGAAGCAAAGCCAAAGUGCAACAACUGCUUGCGCGGCAACUUUGAAUGCGCGGGCUAUGCCAACAAGAUCCCCUGGUCAAAGGACGGCGCCCUUAAGGCGCCUCCAACAUUACAGGCGAAAGAAUGUGUGUCCGGCGCUGAGAUUCCUGCUCAUUACGCAAGGUGUGGUGUAUGCAACCAGGUACACAUCCCACACUGUGAGCCGGCUCAGAAGCCCUAUCCAGAGUCGAGCGUUUCUAACGGAAGCGAUGGCACACGAGGAAGACCUGUCAGCGUGGACGAACUGGAGCGCAAACCACCCACACCAAGCAGUUGGAAACAGACUUGGACGGAUUCACCACGAUACAAGUCAGAGCAUCCGCCUCCGCCUCCGCCUCCACCUCCACCUCCACCUCCACAACGACAGCACAAUCCUCAUGUGUAUCAUCCUACACCACAAAGUAUGAGUCAACCAAGCCCCACUCACAUCGCUAUAGCACAGCCAGCACAAUAUACGCAACCUCUACCACCUGCCCCACCCCAUGAGAGGGCUUCAAUUCAGGAGCUCCACGGGUCCCGCCCUCCGCCACCACCUCCGCCACCAAUGGCUCCCAUGGCAACCGCACCGCCAGCCCCCUCACCAUCUCGCUACACCAAUCCAUUGUUGCCUCCUAAAAGCGAAAAGGACAAGAUGCUUUCUGGGGAACCCUUUCUGCCCUACACCGAGCAGCUUGUCGACGAACGUACGCUAUGUUCGGGAGCUGUAUUCCGAUUCAACAGCCUCAGCAACGCCGCCGUACAAAUUGCUUCGGGUGAGCGGGAGAGACACUUUGAGUCCAUCAUAGCAGCUAGGUGGAUCUAUUGGCGUGCUGGCGAACGCCGAAUCACAGGCCAUCUUGGUGGUGGCAUCAACGUCGCUCUGCCAUUCCAUUGCGACUAUGGUUACAACAUCUCCAUUGGAGACAAUGUUACCAUUGGACCUAACUGCCAGCUACUUGAUUCGGGAAGAAUUGCAAUCGGCAGAAACACAAGGAUCGGUGCCCGGGUGACCAUAGCAACCUUGAAAGCCCCUACUGACACCAAGACGUUGAAGGGCAGCAAAGGGACUGAAAUUGCCCGUGAAGUCUUCAUCGGCGAAAACGUCUACGUUGGUGAUGGCUGCAUAAUUGAAGCUGGCGUUCGCAUCGGGAACAACGCGAUUGUUCGAGCUGGGUCCGUUGUUGUACGAGACAUUCCAGCAGACUGUGUGGCUCUGGGCAAUCCAGCCGAGGUACGACAAGUCAACUGGAAAGACUGA